AUGUGGACGAAUGACAAAUUAAAAUAAAAUUUGACAAAAUUCUUCAUCGUUUUUUCUUUACAUCUCUUCUUAAUUUGUGGGACAUAAUUGCCUUCUUUCUCUUUGCAUACGUUUCGUGCGUUGAUAAAUUUUUCAACUUGUCGUCGGCACCGUUUUUUUAUUAUUAUUUUUUCAAUAAAAAUUUCAUAAGAAAAUUUAUUGCAAAACAAAUAUUGCAUUUAAACAAUUUGUUUAGUGUAAAAAGCGUGUAUUAAAAAAGUUAUAGUGCAAAAAUAAUACAAAUUGCAAAAAAAAGAAAAACCACACACACUUUCUCAAGUUGAGUGAAAAAUUUUUAGGAAAAAAAAAACAAGAAAAAAGGCUGGCGAAAAAAGGCAAUCAAAUUAGUAAGAACAAAACAAACGCCAGAAAAAAGUGAAAAGUCUUUUUUAGCGAGCGGGCCAAAUAAUUAUCAUCACACUCUACACACACAUUCAUUCAGUAAUAACAAGGAAAAAUAACAAUUUGUUGCAAAAAAAAUUGAUAAAAAAUAAUAAUUUACAACAGUUAAGAAAAUUGUGUCCUACAAAUUGAAACUGCUGGUGGCUUGCUGAAAAUAUUGUAAUAAUAUCUGUGCUGAAAACUUCCGGGUUAAAAAUAUUGCAAAAAAAAAAGCCAAUAAAAAGUUAAAAACUGCUUGGAAAAAGAGAAACAUAAACAAGCAACACAAAGCAAUUAACAGUGUGUGUCUGUUUUUCUACAAAAUAAAUCCAGUUUUGGGCAACACAACUUCUCAACAAUACGCCAGCAAAAAGCAAGCAACAUCAUCAUUACCAACAUCAACAACACUGUCAUUAUUGUCAACGAUAUUCAUUGCUCACCACCACUGCUGUUGUUGAAAGCACCGUCGUUGUAGUUGCUGUUGUUACUACUCCCCAUAGAAGAUUGGCAGGCAACAAUUAAAAAUGGCCGCAGUUAAUGAUUGCUUCAGUAUUGGAUCCACAGUGAUGUGCACGACCUGCUUCAAUGAGGAAUUUGAAGGAGAAGUGCUAGCAUUUGAUCACAACACAAAAAUGCUUAUUUUAAAAUGUCGUUCAAAGAAUGCUGAAAAUUUAAAUGACGUUCAUGUCUUGAAUCUAUCUCUAUGCAGCAAUGUUCAAGUGGUCAAGGAGUGUAAUGGUAACUAUGUUGAUGAUCCCCAGAAAUUGAAUUUGGAACAAUUGAAAUUACGACUACGCAAAACAGUGCAACAUCGACAAACGUAUCUCAAGUCGAAAAAUGCUGAUGUUAGCCCAGAGGCACAAGAAUUAUACAGAGUGAUUGCUAAGCAAUUUAAGCAUAAUGAAGUCUCUUGGCAAGGUUUAAAUAUACAAAUAUUUAAUGAAGUCACCAUAACACCACCAUAUAGGGCGGAAAACGUUGUCUCAACAUCAAAUAAUAAAAGUUUAUGCAACUAUAUUAAGAAAAUGAUUGAAAAUUUUAUUAUUAACAGAGCAUCAUCGCAAGAUAGUAAUGUUGUUGCUGUUAUGGGUAGUAGUACUUCGUCGGCUUCAUCACCAACAUCUUCAUCAUUGUCAUCAAGUAAUGUGGCAGCCGGUUCACCCGUGCCUGCUAAUUCAUAAUAAUUUAAAAAAAGAAAACAGUUUUAAAAAGCAAGAAACAAAAACACCAAGAACAACAACAAUAAAACAAAGUAAAAAUUUACAAAAAAAGAAAACAAAACUAUUAACUCUAAAUAUUUUUCAUUAACAUCCUGAAUCGAGCUUUGAACAAUAAGAAACCCCAGCAGAUCGGUUGAACAGUCCCGAACUACCUAUCCAACCUACAAUUUAUGAUUACCUCUAGCCACCAAGUGUCCAGGUGACUAGCUAUUUUUACCUACGAGAAAGUCAAUCGUCACUCAUGGUACACUAAAGGCCGAUUGUCUUCAAAGAGUACAUCCGUAAAGAAAGAAAACUAUGGGAUUUCAGUGUAAAAAUAAUGAUUUUUUGGGAACUUUCAGCUUAAGAUUGGGGACAUGAGUAAACAUUUUUCUGGCAACACUGGUUACUUCAGUUACUUUAAUAUUUUAGUACAAUAAAAGUGCCAUCUAUGUGUCAAAUUACCCUAGUACACA
Messenger RNA from Lucilia cuprina (Australian sheep blowfly), 2095 nucleotides. RefSeq names its product LSM12 homolog A (gene Lsm12a). Gene Ontology annotation, molecular function: RNA binding. NCBI's taxonomy places the organism in Eukaryota, Metazoa, Arthropoda, Insecta, Diptera, Calliphoridae. The record is from RefSeq and is a predicted model, not a curated record. The transcript has 5 exons. The coding region runs from base 945 to 1601 and encodes 218 amino acids.